AUGCUUCCUCUCUUGAUCAAGAUGCUUCCUCUCUUCAUCAAGGUGCUUCCUCUCUUCAUCAAGAUGCUUCCUCUCUUCAUCAAGAUGCUUCCUCUCUUCAUCAAAGUACUUCCUCUCUUGCUCAAGAUGCAGCUUCCUCUCUUCAACAAAGUGCUUCCUCUCUUCAUCAUACAGCUUCCUCUCUUCAUCAAAGUGCUUCCUCUCUUCAUCAAGGUGCUUCCUCUCUUCAUCAAGAUGCUUCCUCUCUUCUUCAAAGUACUUCCUCUCUUCAACAAA
Molecule: messenger RNA, 276 nt
Organism: Trichomonas vaginalis G3
Lineage: Eukaryota; Parabasalia; Trichomonadida; Trichomonadidae
Product: SLEI family protein family
Exons: 1
Source: RefSeq, a predicted model, not a curated record